AUGGAUAUGCGCGUCGUUCUCUGUUUACUGUCGCAUUACUACUUGUUUUCAGUUGCAUUGUCGGGCGCGUCUGCGCAGUUCAGCCCAAUUAAAGAGGAAAUAUUAGACUCUACAUCAGAGAGAAGUCUGCAGUGGAUCUCACAGCCAGGAAAUGCAUGGCAAGAGACAACCAUGAAACUCGGGCUGGACUCGGCUCACUCUGUCUACCAAGGCUGUGAGUUCAAAUUAAAAAACAAGUUAAAAACAUUGUGGACUAAGUGGAUACCAAAAAAGGAAGCUCAUGAACUCAGUUUGGAUUUGCUGUUUGCUCAGGAUGACCAAAUACCUGUUAUUAUUCAGUUGUUAGAGUCGAACGAACCCGUGGACAGUCCUGGCUCAGGACGAAAAGUGAAUGAGGUUGUAGCUCGUAUGUCUUUUUCUCAAGUUAGCAUUGAAGAUGUGGAAAAACACCUGCACCAUGCUCAGGGUUUGAAUCUUGGAAAGAUCUCGCAAAAAGGCUUUCAUCUAGGUUUUUCCUACAGUGGAUCCUGCAUGUUCAUUUCCUCUGUGCGGGUCUUCUAUAUAAAAUGUCCAGGGUUUACGGCAAACCAGACUAGUUUUGGAGAAGCGUCAGCCAGCUCAGAGUGGACCAGAGGCCAAUGUGUGGAUGGUGCUAAGGAAGUUUCAGCUCCAAUGAUUGAGUGCCAGUCAAAUGGAGAGUGGAGUGUAAUGCAAGGGUCUUGUGUCUGUGGAGCAGGUUAUCAAACAGAUGGGGACAUGUGCAAAGCUUGUGAUUUGGGCAGCUACAAAGCCGUCAAUGAUAGUGGAGAAUGUCGGCUUUGCCCCCCUAAUAGCAAAACAUCACUGAAAGGUGCAUCAGAGUGCGAGUGUAACAAUGGAUAUGCCCGUCUACAGAAUGCCCCACCACAACUUGGUUGUUCAAGACCUCCAACACGACCACGCAACCUAAGCAUUCAUCGCUUGAAUGACACGGCCCUGGUUUUAAACUGGGUCGCACCUGAAGAUCUGGGUGGAAGAGAGGAAAUAAUGUACGAUGUGUCAUGUAGACAGAAAACUGAGUCCCAUGUUCAGUGGGAGCCAUGUCUUGGUUCUCCAUUGUUUAUUCCAGGAUCCACAGAGCUGGUUGAGACUGAGGUCAACAUUACUGGACUGCAACCGCAUGUGAGCUACCUGUUUACUGUCUGUGCUCACAACAGAAUAUCUGCGAUACUUAGCAGAGAUGGGUCUGAUCAGUCCAUUGCUGUGUGGAAGACUUCAGUGGUAAUCCCUUCAGUUCUCUCCAAUCCUGAACCAACGGCUGCUGUAAAGCAGGAGCUCAUGGCUCCUGUGAUUGGCGGUGUUCUAUGUGGAGUACUGCUGCUCCUGGCUUUGAUACCAGCUACGUUCUGCUUCAUUCGUAAAGGAUAUAAAAAGCUCAGAGGAGAUCAUGAUAUGGAACUCGCGCCUCUGCAGAAUAACAGCAGAGUAUAUAGACGUCCUUUGGAAGCACAGACCACAUCUCCCCAAACCAGCAGUUCUGUUCAAGUUCUAAGCACUGUAAAUGAGAGACUACUGUGUGGCAUCAAGGAUGUGUUGGUAGAUCGCAGCAGAGUGACUUUGGGCAAGGAGCUUGGAAAAGGAGAAUUUGGGGCCGUUUUUGAGGGUAUAUUUUCACCACAAGAGGAAGAGAAUGUCAGAGUUGCAGUAAAGACAAUGAGAGUUGGAAUUUACAGUCAGGAUGAUUUGCAGUCAUUUCUUAAAGAAGCUGAGAUCAUGCAGCACUUUGACCAUGACAAUGUGGUGAAACUUCUUGGUGUCACACUGGAGCAAGAACAGGACUCCUCCGUUCCUGUUCCACUUGUCAUCCUACCGUUCAUGAAACAUGGAGAUCUACGACGGUUCCUUAUAGCCACUCGUUAUGGUGACAUUCCUAUGUUUGUGCCACAUCAGAGCUUGCUGCGCUUUAUGGUUGACAUUGCCACAGGCAUGGAAUAUCUCAGCUCCAAGGGCUUUCUGCACAGAGAUUUGGCAGCACGAAAUUGCAUGUUGGGAGAUGAUCUACGUGUACGUGUGGCAGACUUUGGUCUGUCUAAGCAGAUCUGCAACAGUAACUAUUACAGACAGAAGAUUGCAAUUCGAAUGCCAAUCAAGUGGAUGGCAAUGGAAAGCCUUUCUGAAUCCAUCUACACCACCAAGAGUGAUGUGUGGUCCUUUGGAGUGACCAUGUGGGAGAUUGUGUCAAGGGGAAGGACUCCAUACCCGGGAAUCCCAAACCACGAGCUGUUGGAAAUGCUGGAGCAUGGGUAUCAACUUAAGCAAGGGGACUGUGAAAGUAAACUAUACAAGCUGAUGCAGAGAUGCUGGCACAAAGAGCCCUCUCAGCGGCCCUGUUUUGCAGAGCUGGCUCAGACCCUCAAAGAACUUCUGUGUGAGCUUCCGCCUCUGGAGCCGAGUAAAGAAAGCUACUAUAUUAAUCAGGGCUUAGAGGCAGCCAGUGUUACCCAAAGCGGAGCUGCAUCACAUGACCCUGAGGAAGUUACAGGGAAUAUCUACCUGCCCAAUCCGGUGGGUAAUGCAAGCUGUCUCAAACAGAAUGAGGAGACGAAGGAAGAUAUGGAGGGAGGAUAUCUGCUCUGUAAUAAGAGUGAAACAGACAGUUAGAGAAAUGAGCCACACAACCUGUUGUAGUGUGUAUACUUACACUUACAGGCUCAUGUGUAUGUUUGUGUGUAUUGUCUGUUGUUCGAUGUACAGUUUCCAAAUUUUCUAAAUAUUUUUUUAUAUAGAUAUAAAAAAUAGUCUUUUUAUUUUUGCAACUAAUAUUAUUUCAAAAAAUGUUAUGUGUUGAUAAAAUAUAACUGUUUUUUUUUUUACUU
Molecule: messenger RNA, 2855 nt
Organism: Trichomycterus rosablanca
Lineage: Eukaryota; Metazoa; Chordata; Actinopteri; Siluriformes; Trichomycteridae
Product: tyrosine-protein kinase receptor TYRO3
Exons: 15
Coding region: 1-2640 (879 amino acids)
Biological process (GO): protein phosphorylation; ephrin receptor signaling pathway; axon guidance
Cellular component (GO): dendrite; plasma membrane
Molecular function (GO): transmembrane-ephrin receptor activity; protein binding; ATP binding
Source: RefSeq, a predicted model, not a curated record